Molecule: messenger RNA, 1692 nt
Organism: Linum tenue
Lineage: Eukaryota; Viridiplantae; Streptophyta; Magnoliopsida; Malpighiales; Linaceae
Source: the annotation of a GenBank genome assembly
AUGCAGUCGAAUUUUGGUCAAGGUGUAAUCAUUGGAGUACUUGACACAGGAAUCCUCCCUGGUCAUCCUUCAUUCAAUGACAAGGGAAUGUCACAUCCUCCUUCAAGGUGGAGAGGCAAAUGCGAGUUCAAAGGAUCAUACCACAACAACAAACUUAUUCGUGCAAGGUCAUUUGAUCUUGCAGCUAAGACAAAGAACGGGACAACAGGCUCACCUGUCGACGAAGAUGGACAUGGGACUCACACGUCAAGUAUAGCUGCUGGUAGCUUUGUUCAAAAUGCUGAAGCACUUGGAAAUGCAAAUGGAACUGCGAUUAAAAUGGCACCUCAUGCUCAUUUAGCAAUCAAUGCAGAAAGGGUAUUCGUCAGCUGUUCUGCUGGAAAUUCCGGUCCUUUCAAUGGUACAGUAUCUAACGAAGCCCCAUGGUAUCUUACGGUGGGUGCAAGCACGGUAGAUAGGAAAUUUGAUGUCUCCGCAAGGCUGGGAGAUGGCUUAGUACUUGAAGGCGAAUCCCUUUCAAGAGACUUCAAUCCAACAGUAGCAUGGCCUAUCAUUGAUGUUGCCAACAUCAACGAUCGGCUAAGUUCAUCAUUUUGUGGUGAGGGAGCUCUAAAUGGUACUGAUAUUAAAGGCAAAGUUGUCAUGUGCAUUAGAGGCGGUGGAGUUUCUAGAGUUAGCAAAGGCAUGAAAGUGAAAUCUGCAGCACCUGUUGUCGCUUCCUUCUCUUCAAGAAGGCCCAAAAUCGAAGCUGUGGGGAUUCUGAAACCAGACAUUAUUGGGCCAGGAGUGAGCAUUCUAGCUGCAUGGACAUUCCCUCUGGACAAGAAAACAAUCUCAAAAUCAACCUUCAAUGUUGUAUCUGGAACUUCAAUGUCAUGCCCUCAUCUAAGUGGUAUUGCAGCCUUGGUUAAAAGUUCUCAUCCUUCUUGGUCGUCAGCUGCAAUCAAAUCUGCCAUGAUGACUACUGCUGAUCUGCUUAACAUGGAAGGCAGGCCCGUUAUCGAUCAGAAUCUUCAACGAGUAGACCUCUUUGCCACUGGAGCAGGCCAUGUGAAUCCAACAAGAGCAAAUGACCCAGACUCGGCGCAGGUCCGGCAACCCACGUCGCUUCGUUUCGCGAUAUACUGGGAAGAGCUUCCACCAACAUAUGGUGCCGGGACGCCAACAUCAGCAGCCAGAAGGCCACUGACCACCACCGCAACCACCACGAUGACAUACAACACCCACCCGUUCCAGCUGCUGGAGAUCAACGUGAUCUCGGCGCAGGACCUGGCGCCCGUGUCGAAGUCAAUGAAGACGUACGCGGUGGUGUGGGUCCACCCGGAGCGCAAGCUGAGCACCAAGGUCGACCAAGGAGGCAACACCAACCCCCAAUGGAACGAGAAGUUCGUCUUCCGCGUCCACGAAACCUUCCUCAAUACUGACACCUCCUCCGUCAUGAUCGAGAUCUACGCCGCCGCCUUCUCCGCGACGUUCAGAUCGGCUCCGUCCGCGUACUCAUCAGCAACCUGUUCCCCUCUGGCAACCAUAACAACCACAACAACAACGCCAAGAUGCGUUGAUCGGGUUUGGGGAUUUGGAUGGAAAUUCGGGUGGUUGAUCGGCCAUCCAUUGCUGCCGUGGCGGUGGAGGAGAAAGAAUUUGGGGGUGUUAGAUAAUCAUCAUAAAUCCAGCGUGGUGGGUGUUAAUUAG